Molecule: messenger RNA, 2970 nt
Organism: Thrips palmi
Lineage: Eukaryota; Metazoa; Arthropoda; Insecta; Thysanoptera; Thripidae
Exons: 13
Coding region: 181-2790 (869 amino acids)
Molecular function (GO): serine-type endopeptidase inhibitor activity
Source: RefSeq, a predicted model, not a curated record
UCCAGGCGUCCGCGACGUCGCUCCGGCCGACUCCAGCACCGCCUGGCCGCUGGCUCGCGUCCGUAGUCCGCGUCGCCCUAGUCGUGCCGCGCCGCACCGCGCAGCUCCGCGCAGCACCGCGUCGCCAGGAUUCGCACUCCUCGUAGCUUCGCAACCCUCAGCCUCUCUUGGAACCCUACCAUGAUUUUCGGCGUGCCCGUCUUCGUCCUGCUGGCCUUGAGCGCCUCCUCGCCGUCCUCGGCGCACCGCUACCCCCCUGGCGCCUACCCGCCGCUGCACCCGCACUACCCGCCGGGCCCACCGGGGGUGCCGCUGCGCACGGCGGGGGCCCCGGGCAUGGGCAUGUUCCCCAUGCGGGACCAGUCCCACGAGCACCCGUCGGUGCUGCCGCCGCCCCCAGAGCCUGGAAUCGGGUACCAGCCGCCGCCACCGCCCCCGCAAGGCAGCGCGGAGGGCGCGCCCCCGCCCCACCGGCCGUCCCUGCCGCACCGGCCGCCGCACUGGCCCGCCGUGCUGGGGUACCAGCGGCCCAUGGACGACAUGGUGGACAUCACCAACGAGCUUGGCGUGGCCGUGCUGCAGGACUACGCGUACUCCAGGGGCAACUUCGCCUUCUCGCCGUACGGCGUGGCCAGCGUGCUGGUGGUGCUGUUCGAGGGCGCGCGCGGCGACACCGCCCGCCAGGUGCACACCACGCUCAAGCUGCCGUGGGACCGCGACGUCAUGAGGGUCGGCUUCCGGGACGUCCACCGCAACCUCCGGAGCUACUUCAGCCACGAGGGCUACCUGAGCGGCGUCACCCUGAGCCAGUCCCGCACGGCGCUGCUGCCCGAGUUCCGACGCGUGCUGCGCUUCUACGGCUACGACGUGGACGCCAACGCCGAGGAGGCCGGCACCGCCGGCAACACCGGCAACGUCACCCUGGCCUCGCCGCAGAUUUCGAGCAAGCCGGGCGUCAACGUCAACGGCUCGGUGUCCGCCUCCACCACUGACAGCGCGACGACGGCGGCGCCAUCCUCCACCUCAGUCACCUCAGUCAGCUCGCCGGCAACCACGACGUCAACAACCGCGUCACCGACGACCACCUCCACCUCCACGUCUGCGGCCACCACCACGGCCACGCCAGCGACGACGGCGGCGGCUCCGACGUGGGUGGAAAUUCCCUUAGUGACGCACGCCAGCGAACAGUCCGAAGGGUCCGCGGCAGAGGACAGCCCCAGUACCGCGGCACCGACCGUCGGCGCGGCGUCACCAGCCAGCGAGGCCACGACGCUGCCGACGCCGAGCGACGCCCCCAACACGGAGGCGUCGGCGGCGACGUCGGGCGAAGAAGCGCCCUCGGCCGGCGCGUCGUCGUCCACCCCUGCGACCGCGGAGAACGAGGUGGAGGAAGAGGUGGAGCGCGUCGACGUGGCCACGGACACGCCGCUCAGCCUGCUCAACCCCAGCCUGCUGCAGCAGAGGUUCCCCGGCAUCCUGAUGGGCAACCGCCUGCAGGAGCAGCUCAACUCCCUGUUCCCGGAGGGACUGCCAGAGACCUUCCCGGAGAGCAGGGGCACCGACACCGACGUGGACCUGUCGCCGCAGACGACCAGCAACACGCCCACCACGACCAGCAGCUCGCAGCCCGAGUCGUCCGGGGUGCCGUCGGCGCCGUCCUCGGACGAGUCGGACGAGGCAUCCGACCCGGAGCCCGCCGCCACCCCCAGCGAGUCCACCGUGCCGCCCACGACGGACGAAUGGUCCGCCGAGUCGUCGACGCCAUCCUGGACGACGGACCAGCCCGACGUGACGACGGUAGCGGAAGCCAUGACGGAGACCACCGCCACCCAAGACUCGGCGGGGGAGACUGCGUCCCCCACUGAGGAGCAGCCCGCCGACGUGGCGGACCCCGAGCCGGAGCCGCUCGGGGACACGACCACGACGACGCCGACAACAGAGACCCCCGCCCCCACUUCAACCCCUGGCCCCAGCACCACCAGCACGGUGCAGCGCAGGGCUCGCCUGCCGGGGCCCGCGCUGUCCUUCUGGACGGGCCUGGAGGCCGCGUCCGCCCACAACGACUCCAAGACCAGCCCCGGCAGCCACGGCAGGCGCAGAAGGGAAAUCAACGGUGGCUUCCCCGACCUGAGCCUGCAGCUGCAGAACGGCAUGUUCGACAGCCACGUGGCCACUGGCGACGAGCUUUUCAGGCAGCUGCCCCGCCGCCCGUUCCUGGUGGACGGCGCCUUCGAGGAGCCCGUGCCCGUCAUGGAGUACACGGCGUCCUUCCCGUUCGCCUACAUCCCCCGCCUGCACGCCCUGGCCCUGGAGUUCCCUCUCGACGACGAGAGGUACCGGCUGCUCCUGCUGCUGCCCGUGGAGAGACAGGGCCUGCGGCAGCUGCUCCACGGCCUCAACAGAGUGCCGCUCCGAGAGGUGCAGCGCGCCCUUCGGCCCACCCGGGUGCAGGCGGUCGUCCCCGCCUUCAUGGUGGAAGGCUUCGUCAUCCUCACCCCCACUCUGCAGCAGUUGGGAAUUUGGGAUUUGUUCGACCCGAGGAGAGCAGACCUCUCUGGCAUGACCGAUGAUCCAGACUUGUACGUGAGGAACAUCGAACAAGCAGUGACGGUGGUGGUCAAGAACUACGUAGAAAUACUUGACAUUCAGACAAGGACAACAGCUGCCCGUUCGCGCCUCGACCAAUUCAUUGCCACACACCCAUUCCUCUACUUUGUUAUGGAUGCUGAGACCCAAGUAUCACUCAUGGCUGGAAAAGUGGUAGACCCUCUCAACUCCAGAAUAUACUGAAAUGUGAAGACUGAUCCUUAUUUAUUACUUUUAAUCUUAUUGCCCAUGGCAUUGCUGGUUAGUUACCGAUGCUCCAGGAAAACAGCAAGAUAACAUUUUCCCGAGCAUCGGAAAUUGCAUCAAUGUUGUAAGAAAAUUUAAAAUUAGGAAAUCUAAUUGAAAAAGGAAUGUUAAAUAAAA